AUGUCCGAGCUGCCCGCAGACAGCAGUGUUCCGCCGAAAGGCGCGGCGAAUGACCACGGCGACGUCCCGCAGGCGGAGGUAGGCGGCGGGCGGCGGGCGGCGGCCCCGGCGCAGCCUGUGGAGGCCAGCGACCGUGCGACGGCGGCGGCCAGGGAAGGUCCGAUGGCGGCACCUCGGGAAGGUCCAGUGGCGGCGGCCAGGGAAGCCCGCAUGGCAGCAGUCGCCAGAGUGUUGGCGGAGCCCGCGGAGGGAGAGGGUGCUGAGGCCAGACCCCGGCCCAGGCCCAGGAACGGCCCAGGCCUGCCUGCGGCGCCAUAUCCUCGCCUCCCUCGCCAUCUUGAGAUCAUAAGAGUUUACCAGCAGGGCGUGCGCCGCUUCCUGGAGCACUUCGCGCUUGCUCCCGGCGGAAUUCCGGAGCUGGAAGGACGCCGCAGGGGGUUUGUGGAACCCUGGGGAGCAAGGGAGGCGGCGUUUGAUGCGGAAUAUCGGCGGGAUCCUCAGAGGAUGGAUGCUGAUAUGUUAACAUUGAGUAUAACUCUGACUGCGUCUGCAGUUAUCAACCCUCUGAUACGAGAACUUGGUUGUGAUAAGUGUAUCAAUAGAGAAUAG
Hippopotamus amphibius kiboko is the source of this 609-nucleotide messenger RNA. RefSeq names its product EP300-interacting inhibitor of differentiation 2-like. Gene Ontology annotation, cellular component: nucleoplasm. Gene Ontology annotation, biological process: negative regulation of DNA-templated transcription. NCBI's taxonomy places the organism in Eukaryota, Metazoa, Chordata, Mammalia, Artiodactyla, Hippopotamidae. Bases 1 to 609 code for a protein of 202 amino acids. The transcript has a single exon. Gene Ontology annotation, molecular function: transcription corepressor activity. The record is from RefSeq and is a predicted model, not a curated record.